Cricetulus griseus (Chinese hamster) is the source of this 594-nucleotide messenger RNA. Lineage: Eukaryota; Metazoa; Chordata; Mammalia; Rodentia; Cricetidae. The record is from RefSeq and is a predicted model, not a curated record.
AUGGAAACCACUGGCACCCCUGAGGCUACGGGAACAGGCAAGUACAUUGCCUCAACACAGAGACCCGACGGGACCUGGCAAUGGAGGGUCAAAGAAGGCUACGUGCCCCAAGAGGAGGUCCCAGUUUAUGAAAACAAGUAUGUGAAGUUUUUCAAGAAUAAACCAGAACUUCCUCCAGGGAUGAGCCCUGAGACCACUACACCCAUCACCCCAUCCAGACCCGAAGGUGGUGAAGCAGGCUUCUCCAAGACAGCCAAACACAACCUGAAGCAAAAGGAGAAGAGGAGGCAGCAGCAGCAGGAGGAGGAGGCAGAGGCCUUGACCGUGUCUCUGGAAGACACGGUCCAAACACCCAGCGCCCUCCAAGACUCCCUGGCCUCCCCUCUAACUGCUCCUGAUGAAUCCUACUCUGCUGCCACCACAGAGAAAGCCAAGAAGAUCAAGAACCUAAGGAAGAAGCUGCGGCAGGUGGAGGAGCUGCAGCAGCACAACCAGGCUGGCGAGGUCAGCCAGCCCAGCAGAGAGCACCACGAGAAGCUGGCCUGGCGGAGGCCUCUGGAAGAGGAGCUGGAGGAUUUGGAGCUGGGCCUGUGA